AUGGCUGUGACGCCCCAAGAAACAGGGGCUCCACUCAUCACACAACCCGAGACUCCCACCCUGCAGAGGGCCACGUCGAGGGCAGACGACCCCGGGCCGCCACCAUGCCCCCGCUGCUCCCCCGCCCCGCGUCCCCAAGCCUCCCGCAGAGCCACCGAGAGGCGAGUCCUCCGGCUGCCUAGAGCGCCCCGGAAGCGGCUGGGGAAGGGGCGAGGCGCGGAGGGCGGAGCGGAGCACUUCCGGCGGCGGCGGCGGCGGCGGCGGCGGCUCGGGGCGCAGGUGAGUGGGGUCUGGGCGCUGCGCGGUACCUGCUGCCCGCGGCGGCGGUGGGCGGCUUCUCCUCGGCUCGCACCCCGCCCGGCCCGCCAGGCGCCCCCGAAGUCGCGCCUCCUCCCGCCCCCGCGCCGCGAGCCCGCCGGGACCCCGGCUCCACCGGCAGAGGGGCUCGGCGCCGCGCGGCCCCCGGGGAGCCGGCCGAGCCUCGGCCUCGUUUUCCCUCUGCAGUGGCCCCCGUGCCCCCGAGCGUCCACCCCAGGCGCGGCCCGGCGGACGCCCCUUCCGGACGGGCCUCUCCGGUGGCCCGGGAUCCCCUGGGCGCCGGGCCCCGCGGAGGACGCGUCUCUGCAGGGCCGCCGCCCACGCCCCGGGAACGCCCUCCAAGGCCCUCCCCGCAGGGACACACCCCGAGUGUCCGUCCCUGCUCAAGGACCCCCGUCCUCUUCCGUCAAGACUUGA
Messenger RNA from Ceratotherium simum simum (southern white rhinoceros), 735 nucleotides. The record is from RefSeq and is a predicted model, not a curated record. NCBI's taxonomy places the organism in Eukaryota, Metazoa, Chordata, Mammalia, Perissodactyla, Rhinocerotidae.